AUGGUUUAUGAGGAAGUGGAUGUAAAUGAUCUACUCACAGCUAUAGAUCAUGUCAUUGACAAGGGACUCGUUGACAACCCACUUGAUUGGUCAGGUGCUUUAAUUAUGAAAUUUGCACCAGAAAAGUUUGUUGUUGCUGCUGUGAGGAAUCCUGUUUGUAAUUUUGCAUUGAUGGUUGUUCUUCAUGUUGGAGAUGGAGUAUUUGAGGUACGUCCUACCUUGGCUGACACUCAUCUAGGAGGCGAUGAUAUGGACAAGAGAAUAGUUGAUUGGCUUGCUGAAAACUUUAAGAAAGAUGCAGGCAUAGAUCAUCUAAAUGACAAGCAAGCUCUACAACGUCUCACAGAGACUGCUGAGAAAGCAAAGAUGGAGCUGUCAUCUCUGACUCGGACAAAUAUUAAUUUAUCUUUCGUUAUCGCCAUUGUGGAUGGCCCAAAACACCUUGACACCAUGCUGACAAGUGCCAAAUUUGACGAGCUGUAUUCAAAUUUGUUAGACAGGCUUUCCUCCAAAGAUAUAGAUGAAGUUGUUGCUUUUGGGGCUGCCGUUCAGAAGGACUUGAAAACUUUUUUUUGGGGGGGGGGGGGGUGCAAUGACAAAGAUUAUCGCAAGGAACACAAUUCACCAACUUCCUAAUCAGAGGUGUUCUCCACCACAGCAGAUGGACAGACCAGUGAAGGGAUUAACGUCUAUCAGGGUGAGAGAGAGUUCUCUGUCUAUCUAAAAAACGGAUGAGAGAGAGUUCAUGAAGGCCAACAAAUCCCUUGAAAUUUUUUUCAUAGAGCCAAAACCAGUGCUAGCACCAUGCCAAGUGAUGAGGUGGAUAGGAUGGUUAAAGAAGCUGAAACUUUUGCAAAAGGAAGACAAGGAAGAGUGGGAUGCCAUAGAUAGAAAGAACCAAGCUGACUCAGUUUUGUAUCAAACUAGAAGCAACAAAAAGAGUUGGGAGACAAUGUUCCUAGUUGACAAGGAGAAAGUAGAGGCUAAAGUGAAUGAGGUCAUGGAUGCCAUCCCUGGUGGAUCUACCCAAGCCAUUAAAUAUGCAAUGGCUGUCUUGAAUCAAGAAAUUAUGUAACUGGGGUAGUCAAUGUUGAUGUUGUUGUGUCUUUGAAUUGGAUUGUCUAUUAGCCAUUUUUCAAAUUGAUUCUUUGCAUGGACGACAACUAUUGUUUAGCCUUGAAUUAUGUUAAGAGUUGAAAGGGAACUCUUUGAUAUAGAGUUAUUUGGGUGUAUUGGGGUUUGGGUUUGUGAGAGUGGUUCUACACGACCUUUGUACUCUCCAUAUUUGUUAGUGAAACUUUCUCCUUGUCACCGCCCGUGGAUGUAGGCCAAAGGCCGAACCACGUAAAUCCUUAGUGUUCUCUCUA
This is a messenger RNA of Quercus lobata, 1367 nucleotides long. Its product is annotated as stromal 70 kDa heat shock-related protein, chloroplastic-like. Gene Ontology annotation, molecular function: ATP binding; ATP-dependent protein folding chaperone. The transcript is spliced from 9 exons. The coding region runs from base 1 to 636 and encodes 211 amino acids. Lineage: Eukaryota; Viridiplantae; Streptophyta; Magnoliopsida; Fagales; Fagaceae. The record is from RefSeq and is a predicted model, not a curated record.